GAGAGUUGCGCGCGGUUUGUCAGUUUUAUUCUCUCCAUCAGACUCCAGGCUUGUAGAAGCAAAGCGCGCGUCGGACACCGAGAGGAUGGAGCGGAUGGAGUCGAUGGAGCCGAUCUCAGCGCACUACACCACGGCUUACCCGGAGAUCCAGCCCGACAGCGGGUACGAGUCCAGGGAGACCACCGACAGCCAGGCGAAGUCUCCACCAGCACCGGCAUAUGACGAGGAAUUAGUGCACAAGACGAUCCUGGUCGGGGACAGUGGAGUCGGGAAGACGUCUCUGUUGGUGCAGUUCGAUCAGGGGAAGUUCAUCCCUGGAUCCUUCUCUGCUACAGUGGGCAUCGGAUUCACGAAUAAAGUGGUGACUGUUGAUGGUGUAAAGGUCAAACUACAGAUUUGGGACACAGCGGGACAGGAACGCUUCAGAAGUGUGACACAUGCGUAUUACAGAGACGCACAUGCUUUGCUCCUCCUGUAUGACAUCACCAGCAAAACUUCCUUUGACAACAUCAGGGCCUGGUUAACAGAGAUCCACGAGUAUGCACAGACUGAUGUCGUCAUCAUGUUGCUGGGCAACAAGGCCGACAUGAACAGUGACAGGGCGAUCAGGAGAGACGAAGGAGAGAGGCUGGCCAGAGAGUACUCAGUUCCUUUCAUGGAGACAAGUGCCAAGACAGGAGUCAAUGUAGACCUGGCCUUCAACGCUGUCUCCAGGGAACUGAAGCACCGGGCCGCCGAACAUCCCAAUGAACCCAAGUUCCAGAUCCAUGAAUACAUCGAAGCACAGAAGGAGAAGUCAGGCUGCUGCAGCUACUUUUAGAUGUCCUCUCCUCAGUCGUCCUCCCACCACGCUGCUACUGAGUGGGAGGAAGCCCUGAUUGCUGCUCCCAAAAUACGAUGCUGCCAUUCAUUCAAGAUCCAAAGCCAAAGGGAUAAACCGAGCUGUAGAGCCACAAGUUCACAGUUUUCUUCUGCUGAGAACAGCUUAUUCAACUAUGUAAACUGACAUUUAUCAUUACAAACAACUGAAUAUUUGUAGUAGAAAUUGGAUUUUUAUGAGAAAAUAUCCUUAUGCUAUUUGCUUUUUUUUUCAGAGUUAGAUGAACAGAUUAUAACUUCUCUUGCGUGUUAGUACUAGUGGCGGGAGGAAAAAGCUAGCCUGGUUCUGUUUGAAGUUUAACCCUCUGGGUCCAUUUUAAUUUACUAC
Messenger RNA from Centropristis striata (black sea bass), 1207 nucleotides. RefSeq names its product ras-related protein Rab-37-like. NCBI's taxonomy places the organism in Eukaryota, Metazoa, Chordata, Actinopteri, Perciformes, Serranidae. The record is from RefSeq and is a predicted model, not a curated record. The coding region runs from base 86 to 820 and encodes 244 amino acids. Gene Ontology annotation, cellular component: endosome; Golgi apparatus. Gene Ontology annotation, molecular function: GTPase activity; GTP binding. The transcript is spliced from 9 exons.